This is a messenger RNA of Seminavis robusta, 771 nucleotides long. The record is from the annotation of a GenBank genome assembly. NCBI's taxonomy places the organism in Eukaryota, Bacillariophyta, Bacillariophyceae, Naviculales, Naviculaceae.
AUGAAGAUCUCCUCUGUUCAACCUCUUCUACUAGUUGUUCUCGCUGGCACAGUGAAUUUGUGCUUGGGAACCUACCAACAUUGCGCUACUGAUCUUCGUGAUCGAAUCUUGAUAGAGUUGAUUCAUCCUCAAGCACUUGAAGACAGCUGUGGAAGGCUCAAUUACGAAUUGUUCAUUGCAGUGGAUAGAGACCACUUGGGACUUUUUGCUCAGCCCACAAGGGAUCUUCCUGAGGGUGAUGUCCAAGAAGAAAAGUGUGGACCUGUCUUCUUCCACCAAAAAGACCCUGCUACCAAGGAAGUUGGUCAAUCCAGCUUGAAUAAAUUUGCUCCUGGUGCUCUCUACCCCCUUGGAGACCAUGACAUGAGUGACCUCUUGGAGGCUUUUGAUUCUGUGCCAGUUUCCGAUGCCGAGUAUGACAUCAUCAAGCACCACUGUGCUUUGUUGGUCCUUCAUAUGAUGUGCUCUUUGGAGAUUCCUGUUAUCCAGCAAAUGUUAGAUUGGGUUGGUGAUGAGCUCAUGAAAACCAACGAAGCCCGUGACCACAUCAUUUCUCUUGCUCAUAACAGUACCAACUUUGAUGUGCUUGGAAUGGCCCACAAUGAGUCUACAACAACUACCAUUCGUACUCUUGUGGCCUAUGAUGCUGACAUGUUCUACUGCACUGCCACAGAUGUGAAACAGCAAGUCGAGUGCUCUGGUGCAAGCAAAGUGUUUAGCCUCUUGUCUCUCGCUCUUCUUGCUGUUGUGACUGGUUUCAUUGCUGUCUGA